This is a messenger RNA of Aspergillus affinis, 651 nucleotides long. Its product is annotated as CSN8/PSMD8/EIF3K family protein. Gene Ontology annotation, biological process: protein deneddylation; COP9 signalosome assembly. The transcript has 3 exons. Lineage: Eukaryota; Fungi; Ascomycota; Eurotiomycetes; Eurotiales; Aspergillaceae. Gene Ontology annotation, cellular component: COP9 signalosome. The record is from RefSeq and is a predicted model, not a curated record. Bases 1 to 651 code for a protein of 216 amino acids.
AUGGAUACCACCUUGUCCACCGAACGCAUCUCCACCAUCUCCGCCUCGGCUCGCACCCCCUCCGAUCUUUACGAGACCCUCGCUGAGUAUGAAGGCGAUGCUCUAUUACUCGCCUCCUCGAAAGAGGGUAAUAACUCAGAGCUUCUACCUUUCUUCUACUCGACCUUCUUUUUUGCGCAUCUUCUCACGGACCAACUAUACGAAGCGCGCGCUAUGACACAACGGAUGCCCCCGACCCUAUCCCAGAACGAUCCUUCCCUACAGAACUGCUUAGUCCUACUACGUGCCGUCUGGCAGCGCGAAUAUGAGCAGGUCUACAAGAUUCUCCGAAAGCUACCCUGGCCAGAGCCACUGAAACCCGUGGUAAACAGCUUCGAGACGCAUUUCCAAGAAAAAACACUCAAAGAGGUCAGCGGGGCCUACGAGGCGAUUCGACCGGCUGCGGCUGCUAGUUACCUCGGCCUUGACCCGGACUCGGCGGAGAAGGGAGAUACGUCAAUAAUACAGAAGUUCACAGCCCGUGGGUGGACAUGGGAUGAAAGCACUAUGCUCCUGCACCCCAAACCUCAUUCUACCGCCCCCGAAACAGACCGCGAUCUUCAAAAUGGACUGGGCCAAAUCAUGGCGUUAAUCGCCAAGCAUGCGAGUUAA